Messenger RNA from Botrytis cinerea B05.10, 3401 nucleotides. RefSeq lists its product as hypothetical. The record is from RefSeq and is a predicted model, not a curated record. Lineage: Eukaryota; Fungi; Ascomycota; Leotiomycetes; Helotiales; Sclerotiniaceae. The transcript is spliced from 4 exons. Gene Ontology annotation, molecular function: protein binding. The coding region runs from base 380 to 3055 and encodes 891 amino acids.
GCAAUCAUCAUCUCACUCAGCCUUGUAGUGCACAUGAAUGGAACGUAGCUGCGUAUCGUUUGAUCCAACCUGAUAAAAACACCAGCAGCGAAAUAUUCUACACCAAGAACAAUUUACACAUCCGAUCGUGGAUACUUGGAAAAGAGAUCUGUCGAGAGACUAUAUCGCAUAUCGAACACUGAUUGAUACGGAGGAGAAUACCAUAGAUAGGGAUUCGGAUUGGGAUUGGGAAGGAGAUUCUUAAAGUGUUGAUAUUGCGACUGCGACUACGAUUACAACUGCGACGGGCAAGAUUCGAAUUUCACUCUCUGUUGAUGAGAUUUGCUUACUCUUCCUGGAUUGAUACGUAUCGACCUUUUCUUUAGGAUCGCAAGGAAAAAUGUCCGAGGAGAUGCAAAAUGGUGGUAUUCUUCGUCUGCCUUCAGAGGUUCAAUCAGGAAUCUUGGGACAUUUGGAAACCCCAGACUUGCUUCAGUUGUCCGUUGUUUCCAAACAUUUCCGCGACCUAGCCGCCAAAGAGCUAUAUCACACCUUUCAUAUUGUCUUUCCAGAUCUCGAUGAUCCAGACGACUCAAUCAUCGAUAGCCUCGCGUCCGGGUUGGACACAUUCGUUACGAGCGACUAUGAUUAUUCAAAAUAUCUGAGAAAUAUCAUUUUGGAACCGUUGAAUGGGAGCUUGAAGGGGCAUUUAGCAUAUCGUUCUUAUCUAUACGAUACUAGCUGUGGGAAAUUCAUGAACACACUCCUACUCUUGACGUUACGGAAAGCUAAAGCUCUCGAGGCAUUCAAAUGGGACCUUCGUGUGCAGUUGAGUGACCAGGUGUUUAAAGGAUUACAUCGUAUCAGCGCUCUGCAACAUUUACAUAUUCGAAUGCCAGCUGUACAGCCCUCCGCCACCAAUAUAAAUCCAUCUCUGACCUACAAUGUUUCAACGCCCAUUGUCAUUCCAGUUUUUCAAACAACCCAGACUGAUUCUGCAGUUUACGAUAUCACAUCCCAUCCAUAUCCAUCUUUCACAGCGAACAAGUCUAAACAAAAUGGAGGAAAAGGAAAUUCUUCAGUUAUCAAUGGAAAAUCUCCAAUAUUUUCAGGCUUCAAGAACUUGCAAACUCUGGCAAUUCUUGAUAUGGACAACUUGGAUCAUUUAUCUGAGAUUGCAGAAUGUUUACGGAAUUCGUCGACAACUCUCAAUUCUCUCAAAUUGUCAUUCUCGGAGGUAUUUGCUUCUAGAUCUAAAAAACCACCCGUGUCAGUCCCUGUCGAAGAUGAUGAAGAAACUGAAACCGAGGAUGAAUUCGGUCAAUUGACAUCACUUCCUAACCCCUUUUCGCUUACACCUGAUGCAUUGAAAGGAACAACAGUCACGGAGGAAAAGAAAGCACAGGAAGCUGCCUUGGGAAAGAUCUUUAGUAUCGAUUCAAAUUCAAAGGGCAAUUCGGAAACCGGUCAAAAGGCAGAUGAUUCAGAGACUGAAAUAGAGGAAAAGAAAGAAAACUCCGCUCCCCUGGCCGCCUUUAUAAAAUUGAUGCAAAAAUCGGCAAAGCUCAUGGCUGAAUUCACACUUUCCGACGCGGAAAGAGAACAAUUUAUCGAGAAAUUAAUUAAGAAAAGUACACAGGCUUACAUUGACGUCUUGAAAAAUGGGAAUGAGUCUUCUGAUGGGUCGGAGCCUAGUAAUGUGGAAGGCAACAUUGCGGGGAGUAGCAACACACCAGCCACUACUACAAAUGAAAGUGUUGAAAAAGAUGCCGGUGUGGAGAGUAAUGAUUCGUCGGCUAUGACCACUCCUGGAGAGGAAAAGGCUACAGAAGAUACCGAAUCUGAUGAUCAGCCUAGUCUAUUUGAUGAAUCCAGGACGCCAACACAAGCACCUAAAUCCAAAGAGAUUAUAGAUCCAGACGAUAUCGACAUAGAGGAACCUGAUUUAAAAGAGCUUGCGAUCGAUUCGGAAACUGUUGAGGAUGCUGCUACUGAGCCCGAGACGAAUUCCGACUUGGGGGACGAUUCUGCUGAGAAAGUUGAACAACCUCUCAAGAAAGUCGAGACAGGUAGCAAGGAAGAUGGAAAAGAAAUUGAAGCUCCUCGUAUCAAUUUCAACAAGGAGAUGAAAGAGUAUGUUCGAAGAAGUCGUGGUCUUGCCCUCGAGGAUUUGUCACUCUAUCAGAUACCCAUGAAAAAUUCUGUCAUCUCAAAAGCCAUCGACAUUAGAGUUUUGAAAAGCAUUACUCUACUUCAUGUUGGAUCUCAAACACCAUUUUGGCACAUGGUAGCUCGCGAGAAUAAAGUCGCUCCUCUCCCGCUUCAUGAAAUUUACACCGAUAAUGUCACAGUACAUUUCCUCGAAUGUGCUGGUCAACUUAGCAAAAUAACCGAACUUUGUUUGCUCGAACGAUCUAACAGAAGUACUGUCGAUACUGAAUCUAAAAUUAUAGUCACGAUUGAACAAAUCAGAAAGUUGGUUCUUAGGAAACAUACUCCACAUUUAAAGGUUUUGUCCUUGCAUCAGGAGGGGAUCCCUCAUCAACAGAGUCCUUUUGCAUGGGAUCUAGAUGCUAAGACUGCGAUUUUACUUUGUAGGAAGGGGAAGAAUUUGGAAGAAUUGGCGGCCUCUUUUGAUGUCAAUAUCUUGCACAUACUCAACCAGAACCUUUCCGCACUCAAAUCUCUUCGCGCUCUUUACGCAAUUGAAUUUCGCUCAGAGGAUACAUGUAUGUUGGUUCGGAAUGAACUGCGAAAAUUCACAAUGGAUAGCGUUGCACAUAAUCCAGAGUGUAAACUUGAGUAUUUGGCUUUCAAAGGAAGCGUUAGUAAGAUUGAGAGGAUUAAGAAGAAGGUGAAUCGGGAUAUAUUGAGCUUUGUGGAGAUGUACAAAGCGAACAUGAAGAAGUUAGGAGUGGAGAGUGAUAGUGAAAGCGAUAGCGAAAGUGAGAAGCUAUGUUCGGGCGAGGAUGGAUUGAACAGAGGGUUAAAAGUCCAAAGUUUAGAUGGCUUGAUGUUUCAUGACGUACCGGGUGUGAGGAUCUUUGAGAAGGAUGUUCUUUGGAAGAGACUCUAGGGGGGAAAGGUGCAUAUUUGUGCGGUCUCUGAUUUGGUCCGGUCUAGUUGAUUUGCGCGGGGCGUAAAUUGGUGAUUAGAAUCUUACAUAGGGGAUUUUUGUCUUUCACGCGAUAGUGAAAAGUAGAAUGGAGGUAUUGCAUUAUAGGAGUUUAGCUUAAUACACAGCGACGGAAAUAAAAAAUCAAAUCAUGGAGGAGAUUUUCAUAGCGUGGGUGAUGACUUUGAGGAUAGUUUAACAAGAAUGAAAGAUGAUAUGAUUUCUUGAGUUAGUAUUCGAUUCUGGUGUUGCAUGGGAGAUUGAGGGAUUUGGAUGAUUGUGCAGUUGAACAAUUGAGAUAUCUACA